AUGAUUGCGGAUAAAGACGCAACCGAAGAUCUUUGGGAGGCGGCGUUAAAGAAAUUUGUUGCACCCGAAACAGGCGAUAUGGUAUACUUGCUUACCUGUCCACCGUUAACUUCCAAUGCCUCGAAAGAAUGGAUCUUCGAAAUUUUCUUCGAAAAAUUCAAGUGCAAGCGCAUGGCGCUGCUACAGCCAGGACCACUCUCACUUUUUUCUUCUGGCCGGUCGCGCGGUUUAGUGGUCGAGAUUGGGCAUAGUCUGACAAGCGCCGUUCCGGUCUUCGAGGGCUUUCCGCUGGCUUACGCCACGCAGCGAAUGUUUCGAGCAGGUGGAGCAAUAACAGCGGCCCUCAGUCAGGCUCUUGCAGAGUGCUCCUGGUUCGACCGGCAUCUGCAUCUCUGCACUAUUCCUGUCAUGGAAGACAUGAAAUGCAGGCUCUGCCGAGUGGCUGUGCCAAACCUGCAUAGUCGAGUGUUGAAGGCAGAGACACCGGACUUCGAGGAAAGGGGUUUCCAACUGCCCGAUGGGUCUGUCAUCGAUGUGAUUCGAGGCCCUAUACGGGAAAUAAACUAUUCGUUCCUGCCAAUGCACUGUGUUCUCUGCCCUCUGCAGCUCGACCAGCAGGUCCGCUUUGGGCCAGCUGAGCUUCUAUUCGACGAUUCUAUAGAGGUUCGAGACACUCCGAAUCUGGACGAAGUUCCACCAUCCCUGCAAAGCGAACUGCACACGUGCGAGACACUGCAAAGCCUAGUCCAUUCUGCUAUUGCAACUACAGAUCCCGAGUUCCAAGAAGAGAUGCGGAAGAACAUAGUUCUCGCUGGGGGCUCUUCUCUUUUGAAGAAUUUCGCUAACAGGUUGCAUGGCGAGCUGUUGUGCAUACAGCCGGAAGAAAAGGAUCCUUUCUUUAUUGCUGCAGAUAGCCACAGACGAUUUAGUGCAUGGGUGGGGGGUUCAAUGCUCGCGAGUCUGGGAACCUUCGAAAAGUUUUGCAUCAGCAGGCACGAAUACGAAGAUGGAGGCAGACCUAUGGCGGACGUCAUCCACGAACGGAACGUGGGGAGGUAA
Messenger RNA from Besnoitia besnoiti, 1059 nucleotides. RefSeq names its product actin-like protein ALP7. Lineage: Eukaryota; Apicomplexa; Conoidasida; Eucoccidiorida; Sarcocystidae. Bases 1 to 1059 code for a protein of 352 amino acids. The transcript is spliced from 4 exons. The record is from RefSeq and is a predicted model, not a curated record.